Messenger RNA from Spirometra erinaceieuropaei, 16395 nucleotides. NCBI's taxonomy places the organism in Eukaryota, Metazoa, Platyhelminthes, Cestoda, Diphyllobothriidea, Diphyllobothriidae. The record is from the annotation of a GenBank genome assembly.
AUGGAGGAGACUAAGAGCCUCAUCCGACACCAAGUGCCGUCUCUCCUGAUGGCCCACAGGCCGCAGGAAGUGCUUUCCAAGGUCGAACGUGAUGCGCUUAGAGAACUCAAGGCCGACAAGGACCUAGUCAUUGUGCCAGCGGACAAAGGACGCACCACAGUUGUACUGGACGGGACAGACUACCUUCAAAAAGCCAAAGGUUUACUGGAGGACCGACAGUUCUAUGUCCCAUGUGCAACGAACCCUUUAAAGGCGCUGACACGCGAAAUUAAUGCUACGUUGUUGGCCUUGGAGAACUAAGGUGCAAUAAUACCGACCGACAGACGCACGGCGAGACCCCAAGAUACGGCUUUGGCCCGAUUCUAUGGCCUCCCUAAGGUACACAAGGACGGUGCUCCUCUCCGGCCCAUCGUGUCGCUCAAAGGGCUCCAACGUACGGACUGGCUAAGUGGCCGUUCCGGCGUCUCAAGUUCCUGACCGCUGAGUCAGACACCACGGUCUAUUCGUCAGCACAAUUCCUGAAAAAAACCAAAGGGGUAAGCAUCCAUCCAAAUGAGGUCAUGGUAUCUUUUGAUGUUACAUCCUUUUUUACUUCUAUUCCACAGGACCUGGCGAUCGAGACAACUGAGCUGCUACUACAAAGCAAAUACGAUGAAACGGAGAACCAUCUUGGACACGUCCAAGUCCAUCAGCUCCUGAAGCUCUGUCUCAGGACGUACUUCACGUUCGACGGGACAAUCUACGAACAGGUGAAGAACACACCAAUGCGUUCGCCGAUAUCGGGAUUCAUCGUUGAGGCGGUCCUGCAACGGUUAGAGUCGCUGGUCUUCCAACACCACAGACCGAAAUUCUGGGUCCGGUAUGCGGAUGAUACCUUCGUCGUCAUCGAACGGGAUCAGGUGUUGACAUUCCAAGAACAUCUCAACGCCGUCUUCCCGGACAUUCAAUUUACGAUGGAGGAGGAAGAGAACAACCAGCUGGCCAUCCUCGAUGUCCUCGUAUGCCGCAAAGAUGGUGGUGAACUAAAAACCAAAGUGUUCAGGAAAGUGACAAAUGCGAUGCAAAUACUGAACUUCAACAGUAACCACCAAAUCAGCAACAAACGCAGUUGUGUAAGGACGCUCUAUCGGCGUGUCGAAACGCACUGCAGUGAGCCGGAAGAAAAAUUGCCGAAAUACAAUACCUCCGAUGGGUCUUCAAAGCCAAUGGCUACUCGCGCAACUUCGUCGGCCGGUGUAUACGCAAAAGGGACGAAAGGCCCAACUGCACGGACACCAAAUGUUGGCGGGCGCUUCCGUAUGUCAAGAACGUUUCGGGAGCUGUCGGCCGCCUUCUCGCACCACAUGGCGUUGGAGUUACACACAGACCGGAGGUAACCAUCAGACGUCUGGUGAUUAAACCGAAAGACCCACUACCACGGCUAGAAACGUCUGGAGUCGUUUAUCGGAUCUGGUGCAUUUGCGGACAAAGCAACUACGUCGGAGAAACCGGAAGACAGCUCCGAACGAGAAUGGCCGAACACGCUACAGCGGUACGGAGAAAUGACGCCAGCUCUCAAGUUGCGGCUCAUUCGACAAGAUCCGGCCACACAUUCAAAUUCGAUGAGGCCGAAAUUCUCGCAAGAGGUGACAACCGCGUGGGCCGGGAGCUACUGGAAUCAUGGUUUACUGGCCCCCAGUCCAUCAACACGUGCGACGAGCUUCCCAUUCCAUACUCCGUGCUAAAACUUCGCCUAGGCGGAGUAACAAGCCAUGCGGGGAGGGCAGAGGUGAACACUUCUCCCAACACCGGGGUCGGUGCGUCAGAUGGUCGAGCAAUCAUCACACCAACAUCCAACGCACGUGAUGAAAUUGCAGCAAUUAUCGACUCGAAUGUCUGCCAUCAAGCAAUGAUCACACAAAGUGCGACGAUCCCGAAUGAAGAAGGGAUCCGUUAAUGUUCAUAGGUGUGCGGUAGCAUGGCUACUGCAUCCUAUAACUACCGCAGCCCCUUGUGCAACAACCAUCCCUUUCUGUUUUUUUGUCUCUGAUGAUGGAUUCGAAUAGGAAUCCGAAACGUCAGGCUAAUAACGAUCUUGUCCCGGCGAUCAUGUCUCCUUCUUCAAAAGAUACAACUUUCUGCGUCCUUCCGCUCUUAGCCUGUAUUUUAAAAACUAACUUUUAUCGAUUUUUUCACUCACUGUACCCCCUCCCAUAUAAGCGUUCUGGCCUGACGAGAAGUUAUAGAAAGCGACGUUCGCUCGUCACUUAGUCUUCUCAAUAUAGCUAUGGGGAAUUUCACAACUCUAAUGCAAAGAUUGCUCAAUUGCGGCUCCCAAGUUUACUAGUACGCUUGAUUUUAUCAGUAAAAAUUGACCAAUCCUAGAUCCACAAUGGACCUUUAGGACUCAGAAUAAUGAAUUAGUUAAUAAACCUGGGUCAAAUGCAUCCCAUUCCUGUGCCAGGCCACAAAAAUCUCACAUAGCGGAAAAAUCAGAUAUGCCAGAUGAUAGUUCAGAGAGCUCUUUAUCUGUUCCUAUCCCUAAUUGUCAACUUACAGAAAACACAACAGUUGCAAAGCUCGCUUGCAUUCCAACCUGUAAAAUGCAAGUGCGUAGAGUUGCUUAUAAUUUUUUUCAACCUCACUGCUAGCCUGACACCCCAAAUAAUAAAGCAUUCUCCUUAUGCCAGCUGUUUCUCGAAAUCGUUAAAUCCAUCACGUAACAUAAAUCACCCCCUAAAAAUAUGCCUAAAAUUCACAAAAUCCGAUUUUUAUGCCUUCCAUCUUUCCAACCACACAAAAUAGCAUCCAUCUUCCUGGGUUUUGCCCAAUUUCUUUUCCAUACAAUGCUGCAUCUCUAGCUAGCGGUAAUAUCCCCACAAAUUUCAGACCACAAAAAUUUAGUUCUCCACCUUCUACUUCUUCUCUACAGCUUAAUUUUCCACCACCAGCUCUUCCUUUUUUAUAAGCAAUAAUGAGCUGAACCUACAUCUUAUGUAUACGCUCAGUAUGACCUCUCUCAGCGCAAGAUCAGUAGUGCAAAAGGUGACACAACUAAGAAGUGUGCCUUUUGAGGUUGACCCAGAUGUUUGUGCGUUAGAAAACCUUGGCUCACUCUCUAAUUUCAGACCCGGCGCUCGCUAUAGAAAGCCCCAGCUUAUACCGCCAGGAUCUUGUAAAGAAACGUAGCGGUGGUUUCCUUAUUUACAUCAGAACCUCAUUUGCACAUUCGCUUUAUGAAGUGGACAUUUCUUCCUUCUCUGGAAAUCUAUUUUUCCCUUCGGUAAUCCUUCCGUUAAUAGGAAAGCCGUAGUCGGAUGUGUGUAUAAUCCUCCUUGUAAUUCCUGAAAUGAAGACUACCUCUGCGAACUCUUUGGAAAAAUCGCAGACCUUCUUUCGGUGUUCAGAUAAUCGUAGGAGAUUUUAAUUUACCAGAAAUUGACUGGCACACACACGCUUCCUCUCCAAAAUCCCAGAAGCAUCUAGAAAUCACUCAGUUUUCAAACUUGCCUCAAUUAGUCCACUGUCCGACCAGAAACGGUAGGGUAUUAUGUCGAAUCGUUACUAAUGGCAUCCCCCCUCUAUCCAUGGAUUUCCAUCCUGACGUUUUUAAAAGCGAUCAUGCAUUUAUUUACUAUCGUCUACCAGUUACUAUUUCCGCAAAGCCAACAGUAAAACCUAGUUUUCUUGAAUAUGCUUAUAUUGACAAGGAGUUAGUAUACAACUUUACAAGCACCUUUGUUUGCCACAAUAUCUUUUCAAAUAAUGAUCUAAUUUUUUCCACGGUUUAUUACAGUUCGUAACAGAAGGCCUCGUCGAAGUGUCAAAAACAUUCCCUCGCCAAAAUCUUUGAAAAAUUAUCGUCAUGAAAAGCACUGACUUUUGAAUAACCAAUCAAGUUAUUAGCCCUUCCCAACAUGUUUGUUUACCUGACAGCUCUUGUGAAACAUGUCAUAUGUCGCCUCUCAAUCUACUUUCUACUCUUCGUGAUACUCAGUUAUCCGUGGUCGUUAUUUAUUUUGAUCUUAAUACAGCUUUUUAUAAGGUGCCUCUCUGUCUAAUUUUCGCUAUGUGUUUUCGGCCUGGUAGGCUACCCCAUCCAGUGGUCAUUCAAGGCCCACCUAUGACUGCAUGUGCUACCAUCAAGAAUUUAAGCCUAGGCUACACCAGUAAUCUUGAUCUAUCGGUAAACGCUUACAGAAUUACGACCAAAGCUGCCCAGAUUUGUGGAUUUAUUUCUUACAAUUUAUAUCUCCCGGAAAUUGAGUUAAAACUUUACCGAAUGUUUGUACUUUCGAUUCCCGAGUAUUGUUGCCCAUUCUUUGGUUUAAUGAAUGAGGCUAGUCGUUCAAAAACUAAAAAUGCUCAAAGACAUUUUACUAGAAAACUCCUUGGUAUGGAACAUCCGAAUAUUUCCUACCCAGAUAAAUGCCAGCUAACUAACCUAACUUUUCCUGAGUUCGAAGACUAGAAGCAGGCUUCUGUCUCAUCUUUCGCAUUAGUAAUAGUUCAAAUCUUCCUCGGAUUUCAGCACUUACCCCUGGUAGUCGUCCAUAAAAUCUUCGCAACUCUUUCCUGAUUGUACCUCCUCCCGCUUCCUCCACCUCUUAGCGUUCUCUUUUCUCGCUUCCAGGUAUACUUACCUCUGGAAUAGCCUUCCAAUAAAUAUAAGAACUCCAGAGAAUCUACGCACAUUUAAGAGUAGGCUGCGCCUUUAUCUGAAUACUGACUCGAUUAGCCUUCUAUUUUCCUCAUUCUUCCCGGAGAACUUUCUCCAUGACGUUGAGAAAAGGCCAUCGGGAAUUUAGAACGCUACCAUUAAAUUACCACGUCCACUUACAUUUCCUUCUUUUGCGUAUAGUUCCCCUUCCUGGAAUUCCUUUUCAGAAAUUUAAAUUUUUUUCGAUUUGUCAGCUCAUGCAUCGCGUCCCGCACGGGACGCAAUAUCUUUCCUGAUAAAUUCUCUCAAAGAAGUUGCGUGGCUGGGUUGACUUGCACGUUCUAAGAUGUCUCGUUUCGCUAAUUGCAAACAUACAUCAGAAUUUCGCUCCGGACCCGCGACUUCAAAUUCCCACCACAGUCGUUAAUUUUCGUGGAUCCUGAUGUCAACUCCUAAUUUCGACCGCAAAUGGUAUGUUGACGAUCAGGGCAUGAAUAUUCCGCUUUCGCUAUUUGCUAUUAGUUUGAUUGGUCUUCAAAGAGAUCUCAGGGUCGCAUUCUCCCUUUUACGCUUUGAUGACCGCCCUAACGUUUAAUGUCACAUUCCCGGCUGGAGUCUAAGCGGACUGUGUCCGAUCGUGUCUUGGUUCCUAUGCCUUGCGACUUCGAGGCGGAUAAACUAAUCCGGUUUAGGAGGCUCUGCCUUGACGGUUUACGGUUUGAAUCCCUUAUAAAAUACCAUGUGCAGGCCAGUCCUAUUCGACCAUCAUAUUUCCCAUUUCAUGAGCAGAAUUUUUAGCACCUUUGACGUUAACCGAUCCAUGCUCAUCUGAGUUUUUUCAUAAGGAGAUUUUUCCACUACUCUCUGACCGUUUUUAUAAAUAAAUAAAUAAAUAAAUUUUAAUUUAAUGCCAGUUUACAGGCAUUGUCAAGGGAAGCGAUUAAACACAAAUCCGACCAGCAGUGAAAAAAAACUCCUGAGCUUAAGGCAUAAAAAUAUAGUUGAUGGUGGUUUUUGUGGUUUGGAGGGCUCAGGAGAAAAAAACUGUCGGCGGUGGUAGAAUAUCGACCGUCAAGAAGAGGGGAGGUUGCACGGUAUCGAAGAUUAUCGGACGUCAAAUUUCUUUCAUGAAGUUGGGGAUAGUCAAAGUAGAGGCGUUGAGGAACAGCUGGUGAGACCGGCCAUAGUGCUCAGAGACCACAAACGCCAUCGCUACGGUACAGUCGAUCAGUAGAUUCAGCACCCAAAGUUUGUGGGAGCUUUUCUGAAUGCAAAAAUCGAGUAUGUAACUGUUUAUUCUACAACCGAAAAUUCAAUAAAUUACAGAAUAUGUCUAAUUGCUAUGACUGGACUCCAAUUUUCUUUUAAUAAAAUAAUCCAUUUAGUUACUUUUUUCCGACCGGUUCAACGGAAACGGCAUGGUUUUCUGAGCUACUCUUCCCUGAAGAUAGUUAAGUUAUGUUCGUCGCCCUUCAGUCCCGAUUUUAAUUCCGAGACCUGUUUCGGCCAUUCCAUUGUAGAGUAGUCCGGUUGAAAAAUCCGUUUACGUGAGUUUCUGAAGUUGGUUUUUUGGAUAGGAUGAACUUUAUUUGUUCUUUGUUCUCCAGCAUAAUCUGGAGAGGACGAGGUGAUAGUGCUGCUAUCCUAUUCCCACUCCAUUUUCCGAUCCGGAUUGCUUUCAGGGCUUUUAUUUCCACGUCUGGCUGAAGUAACUGAUUGAGCAGGCCAUGAAACGAAGCAAGAUCCUCGGAGAUACGAUCUUCGUAUAUAUGUAUAUUCGUGUCUGAUUGCAUUCCAUCCAGACAAACCCUAAACAACCAGACACAGUUGGCGGUACUGGUAUUCUUUAUUUUGCCAUUCCGGCGAAUUCUCUGUAUGAGGACAGAAAAAUUUACGUAGUCCUCGCUUGGACGCACACUUCUGUUUUCGACUGACUGUCCUGAGGAAUUCAUCAGAGCUGGCUAUGACUUCACACUCCUGUUAGGGUGUUUUCCCACACCUUCCCACGAGUUCAUGUAUUCACAUUCAUAUACGCUUCCUAUAGGGCACUUGGAGUGGCUGCGAGAACAAGAGGGCAACGGUACAGUGGAUGACGUAGUUAUAUCAUUCCUUGACAAAAAAGAAAUCCCUCCACAUUUAGCAAGAGAAGAAGGCGAGAUGGCUCCACCACAGGUAAUUUUUUAUGACAUCGUGUAGGUCGUCUUGCGUGCAGAUCGACUCUGCCCUCAUCGGCAGCUUACUUAUCUUUGUCUAUCUGUUAUCGAUAUCCACGUCUGUACUUACUGAGCUGCUACCCCUGUUUGGUGCUCCAGAGAAGACAUUUUUUCGCGCUUUUUGCGUUUUAAUCCUCGUUUUUUUGAACACUUACGCUAGCAACAUUCUUCUUUCAGUCAAAGUUCUACUGCAUGAAUGUCCUUAAGUCAGCAAUCACGUUUUCAAGUUGUCUUACUUUGAUCUGGACAUAUGUGCUCCCACAGCAUCAUUUUGCUCAGAACACCAGUCAGGGAACUUUCCGAGGCAGAGCUUGUAGGCAGAGCCCAACUUCAGGUAGCCGCAGAUGAAAGUUAUGUGCCAGUUAUAUAAUUAUCUGUGACAAAUAGGCGGCCUACCCGGUCACUUGACCCCUGAAAUGCUGAAGCUAUUUAAAACCCCGGCAUGGUGAUGAUUUUAAAGGCUUUCCCAUCCCCCAUGGUAGCUAGGGCACCCCGCAGUAACAGGCUGAACGUGAAUUUAGUGAUUUUUGCCGUCUGAGUUACCCACGGACGCAACAUUAUAGUCAUAGCUCACUACUUUGUGUGCACCGGAGGUUUGGUGCAUCUUUUAAAUGCAGUGAUUGGGGGCGGCUGUUGGUCGGCCCUGCCACCUGCCACUUGAUGCACAUUGCGCGCGUCUUUACAAGUUUUCCCAAAUUUUCUUUUCCUACCCAACUUUCGCUAUCCGUUUAUUUUUCCCAUUUGAUUUGUUUCAACCCGUUUUAACCCCGUGCUUUAUCGGUUCCUAACUGUUCGUUUAAUUUUGGCGUUUCCGUCGCGCAACUUUUAGCUGUUAAGGGUUAUCCGCUUGCUUACCAGAGUUCUUCCGAACAGCUUUUAUAUUUCUUCUGAGCACAUCACGGCUUGGCCUGAGCUUCAUACGAAAUGCACAUUGCUGGGCAUAACAGCAAUAUAGUAUUUUAUCCUUGCCACUUCCUGAUAGCAGCAGUAGCGCUAAGGUCACUUUGGCUGUGGUGUCACACUCCAACUCGCGCAUCGGUUGCGUACACCUGUGGACCGGACCGAGCUUCACGACUGCCGCCUAGCCUUCUGGGCUCCAUAACUCUUGUCCCAUCAAACCUCUCUCCUGUCAAGACGCAUUCAUCCGAAAGCUAUAGUCGGCUGGUCUUGCCCACCUCCUCCACCCGAAGUGGUUUUUUCCGUGCAGUUAGGGCUUGUUUGUGUAACAAAACCUACGCGUGCCGUCACACGGCUGACACAUGCGGUCGCGCUACAGGCGGAGGGGGUGUCGAUUUUUCGUGCCCGGAAUUUUUAUUCGGCGCAGGUGUCUCACGGGCGGAAUCGCAGACUGACCAGGCCAACUAAACUGCCAAAUGUCUGGGGCUACGAACUGCAGGGUGCACCUGAAGGCGAGACCUGCUGUCUGACCGUUUUGUUAGCCGCAGUAGGCUGAAAAGCGCAUUGGGUUACGAAUUGUGGAUAUGCUUCUGAAGGGAAACUGCCUGACUGGCCGCGAAAACUGCCGUCUCGUCCAGUAAAAGUGCUGACUACCACGCAACUCUUGAUCGCCUCUGAAUCGACAAAACAUGACCGAAGCAAUGCUGUCGGGAGUAAUUAAUCAUGAUUUCUCCUAUGAUAGGCCCUGCACUUUGAGUUUUGACUGAACCCUUUCACGUGGAAGUGUUCAAAUAAUGUCCAAAUGUCACCUUCCCUCUUAGCAAUGUACAACUUUGCGCUAUUUGAUGUGACAUUGCUUUUUGCACAUUGAGUAACUUGUUCCACCAAUGUAUUUUGGCCGAGGUGCAUUAAUGGAUAGCGAGCUAGUGCGUCGUCCCACAAAAUGUCUGUCCUCCCUGCGGUCCUGCUUAUUUAUCUCACCCAAAUUAUCGAACUACCCCUGUAGCUCCUAUAUUUCGGUGCCACUGAAUUUGUUUGGCCAGGUUUCGUGACGCUACCUCGUUGAAACUUUCAAAUUAGACUGGAAAGGUACAAUUAGACCCACUGAAAACGCAACGAAGAAUUCAACGUUAUUGAGUGUCAAACUUUAAUUGUCUUCCGUUUGUACCUCGUGAUAGCUUGAAUGCUUGCAGUGGAGCGAUUAGACAAACCAUAGUGUGUCGGUUCAAACGUACAUCUGAUAUAUUUGCUGGCCUCAAAAGGGGAAUUUCUAGCUGCGCUCCUGCAGUUGGUGGCAUGCACGCAGAAACCGAUUGUGAACUGCCUAUGCACGACCAAGUGCACAGAUCAUUUUAGAAUGAAAAACAUGGUAAUUCCUGUGACUGAGGUACAUAAUUACGCAUUGUGACUUGGUUAGCUAGGGCUGGGCUUUUUUGUAUACUUCAAUCUCAGAGCGACUAGAGCCCAGAAUGAUCUGAAAUGAAUCCUAAACACAUUUUACAAGAAGUGCUCUAGGUAGUUGGCGGCAGUCUUUCGUGGUUAUAGUAUGCCUGGUAGUAUGUGGUCGUGGUAGUAAUGCAGUAGGUAAAACACAAAAACUGCAUUCGCCCUUACAGAUUGCUUUCAAUUCUUUAUGGGAAACCGGCCUCUUAUUCAUAUGCCUUUACUGUCGUUAGCCUAAAUGUUUGCGUACUUUUUAUCUGUCGCGGCCGUUGUUCCGGUUGUCGCACCGCAUCUAAUACUUUUCCCCUUACGUAGCUGGCAAACACCCACACCGAGUUUCACGCUUGCUUCAUACUUUCAAGUAGGUUUUGGAUAUUUAUAUGGCCCUACCUUUGGACUCUGUUAGUCUUUUGGCACAGCAUCGAGUAUACGACAGAGUUCGGCAUAAUACACUCAAAAUCCCUCAGGAAAUCCUGGCUGCCGACUGAAUUCUCCUUAAAUUCGACGGGCAGUUGAAGUGUGUCACUUGAAACAUAUCCAAAAUAAGACCUCACUUGCGUUGGUAAAUUCGGCUUGGCCACUGGCAUCAGGUGCGUUGGAUCGACUUUCUGCUCCAACGGAUGUUGCAAGAAUGACAUACUUCAACCAAUGGAUUUUUCCAGCAACGUACACUUUUACCCACAGCGUUUUUUGUCCUAGAGGGAGGUUUGGCCUGUAACGGGAAUCCUUGUCUCCGGAGCGUCUGUGGUAUCCGUUCUGACUCCCACCUUCUUGGCAUCAAAGUAAUUAGCAGAGAACCGUAGUUAAAUUAAUAGAAAGUCUGUGUUACCGUGAUUCUAAUAGAUCUGAUUCCAACACAUUGACUUCCGAGAUGCCUUUGGAUUUGAACUCGUCACUCUCUUAUAAAAAUACCUAUUCCGAGUAUUUGCAUAUUCCUUUUGUAUGGCUCAUUCCUUACAAUUAUUGCUCCAAACUCUUAGUGUGUCGUUAUUUUCAGGAUGGUCAGACAAAAGUGGCGUAGUAAUUCUCCCUGAACCAGGGCAAAUCCAAGCAUAUAACGCUGUACAGAGUUAGCCUCUAGUAGCUUUAUGAAGGUGGCUAUGUUAGGGGACAUUCGGGAACCACGUCGACGGGACUUGAUCGAUAUCAAUGCCAGUCGCUGCUGUUUUCACGUCAUCAGCCGUCAAAGGGAAUUUGUGGCAAACGGACCUUGAGUUCACCAAUCAUGGGUGACGGGUUUGUUUAGUUUCUUUUAGGCGACACAAUAGUUGGACGAGACCUUGGAGAACCCUGCCUGACUAGAUGAAGACCUGACCAGGUUGAAUUCAACAUUUCUGUCAACGUCUAAAGUUCGAAAGAAGUACGUAAAUGGGUCAUGUGUCUACGCGAUUUCAUGCAUGUUUUGGUUUUUUAAACCCAUUUUCUCUUUUUGUGGACUCGAGGGCACUGAUUGCACCGUUUCAACUUUGUAAAUAUUUCGAAACCUCGGUCUUUGAAAGAAAAUACUACGCUUUUGAAGCGAAGAAGUCAGAUGCCACGACGUCUAAACUAUGCCUUGUCUGCGGAGGACUUACGUGAUACCUCUUUUCCUAGGAGCCUCUCACUGGUUGAACACUUGGCGCAGUAUCGCGUUGAGGGAGUGCUGGCUUCCGGUUGAUCGUUUCCAAGAAUUUGAGUUUUGGCUUCACAUGUUCCUUCCAGACGUUGCGAUGCAAUUCGAGAUUGAUGGCACGACCAGCUGGGAGCAUCUUACAGUGCAUUAGACUUUCAACAUUUUGUCAAAAUUGCUUGUGGUCCUUUGUCCCAAGUAGUUUUGUCGAACACACAGGCGGAUAUCUUGACCGCCUAUAGCUCACUUUCUCCGCUUAUGAAGCUUGAAGAUUAUCCACUUUAUCGAAUUUUACCGUAUAAUGUGGAAAUGAUUACCUAGUGGAUUCCGAAAUCGUAAUUUGCGCGUGGAACCUUAUUCCUAAAUCUACGCCUUUGUCAUUUUAUAGGGACCCUUGUGAAGUCCGCUCAAAAGACUGAGCGUUUGCACGUGACGGUCAACAGUCCCCUGUGGAAAUGAAAAGUUCACAGCUUUGCCGAAUCCGCCACGCAUGCCAUUCCUUGUAUUAGUCCAUUUAAGACCGUGAUUUUACUCAAUCUGUUCAUAAUCGAUUAUGUCAUGUGCGAUCUUGCUAUAUCAGUUGGUUAAGUUAGUUGUAUCCUUACUAGCAGCAUGUUAUCGAGUUGAACACCUGACUAGGACGAGGCGCAUUCACUAUAGUGCAUGUGAUGACAUUCGUCAUUAUCGUUUGGGGUGUUAAAAGUGAGCCUUCCAGGGAGUUUUGAUCGUCAUUAGUACUACGUCCUCAUCUUGUUUGACGCGGAAUAAUUAUGGGACCGAUUCAUCUUCGAAAUCCAGUAGGGCCUUCGUUGUCUCCGCCAACCGAACCAUGUUCAACACCAGGGAAUUUCGCUCCAAGAUUUGUCAGGUUCUUGCAUUACGGAGUGCGUGAUCAUCUCACGACUCUAGUCCCUGAAGUAUCACCACGAGGACGAACCGCCCGUGCUUUAUCAGUAAGUCAAACAAUUUGACCAAAUAUUCAUGCCUUGUUGAGACGUCCGCUAUGGCAUGCUACUGCCUGUGAGGUUUUCUGGAUUUUUUGAAGCUCCAGCCAGUUAUUUUCAAAUGAGGGUGUAUCAAAGGCGCUGUUAUUUGCAUCUAUACAACGAAGCAGUUAAAGAAGGUUAAUUCGAGGCUCCUAGUAAUUGCAGGAUCUUCGGGACGGUCAAUAUCUCACAUCCUCAAAGGUUAUAAUUUCUCAUUAGCUCGCAGUACGAGUCGCAGCCUCGUGAACGGGAGGUCUUGGUCAAUCAUUACCACUGCAGGUUUCCUAAGUAAAGCUGUUCGCGUGUAUUCGGAUAAGUUUGUAUCCGAGCGGAUCUUAUGCGGACAUCGUAUAAGUAGCAGGUGACUAGAUUCUUCUGACGGUGUUGAAGAGUUGCAAAAACCAAAACGUUCAGCACGGGUGCCAACAAAAUUUUCACCAAUUUCACUGCUUUUCGUAAGGAAUACCCUAAAAGUGGUGGAAGCUGUCCGCCUGAUCUACCGAUUUUUUCGCUGAUGCUUCGGAAGUAAGAAUGCUCCCCGGUGUCCGGAGCACAGACACCAGUUUAUUGUGUAGUUUUGCCUGCUACUGGACGUGUGCGCUACCAGACAAAAGCAGUACUAAAUCAUUCAGAAGCGUAACUCUGUUUUCAGCGCAUCCAGGAGGCGGCCUCGGAGACUGCUCCAAUAAAAUUCGGUCAAAAUCCAGUCGUCGUAGUGAACACCUCGAUAGUUUGUUGAAAUUGUAGAGCAGAGCACGCAUGCAAUUUCCUUAUAAUCUUUACCGUCUUCCAGCUAUAUGCUGGUUCCUUACAGUUAAAUUUGAAUUUUAGACCUAAAACUUACCUUCACAAGGACUCACUUGAGUAUCAACAAUGGUAAUGAAGUCAAUUCUUCUAUCGAAGUGCCUCAGGAGACUAUUCAAACCGCGUAUCUCGAAGCGCACACUUUCCGGAAGCAUAUCAAAAGAGGAGUUCGACAGUCGUCGGCUGCAGUUUGUACAGAAAUUGGGUGAAUAUUCUACAGAGACUCCUUUUACCUCAACUAGGCAUUUGGUUAUUAUCCCGGCUGCCGAAGUGCAGUUCAUGUCCCUUCACGUUCCUUAUGCAUUCCAUCAGGAUUCCUAUUUCCGGUAUUUGACGGGCAUUCUUGAACCCGGCGCCGUACUCACAAUAGAAGUGUCAGCCAUUAACUCUAAGUCUGAUUUCAAUGACAACAUUGCAUUCCUCCCGCGCCUCUUUGUCGAGGAGCGCAAUGAACACGAUCGUCUUUGGGACGGUCCCACCAUGGGCGUGGAUAAGGCGUCUCAACUCACUGGAAUUCAGGAAACCCAACCUCUGAGCCAUCUUUCGGAGUAUUUGUCGUCUGCUUUCUCCCAGCUGAACACUUCGUCCGACUUUAUAUGGUUUGGCCUGCCCUUCAUUGUGCGCAGAAAGGAUAAAGCCCCAGUGAACAGAACAAUUUUCAACCAGACCUCCGAGUUGUUUUCCAACUGUUCGUUAGACCCGAAGCAGCUUCAAGAUCCCGCUCCUUUGCUAGAUGAGUUGAGACUCAUAAAAUCACCCAAUGAAAUCGCUUUACUGCGUCGUGCCGCUGAGGUGACAACCUCUGCCCUUAAGAAAACCAUGCGGGCAGCAUUCCCCGGCAUUGCGGAGGCUGAACUAUGCACCCGUUUUGAACACGAAUCGCGAAUGAUGGGAAGCCGCCUGGGCUACCCUGCAGUCGUAGCUGGUGGCCCCAGAGCGAACAUUAUUCACUACCUACAGAAUGAUUGUAUUGUUGAGGACAAUCAACUGGUUCUCAUGGAUGUCGGGAGUGAGGUGGAAGGAUAUACAGCAGAUAUUACCAGGACGUGGCCCGUAAAUGGCAAGUAUAUUGACUUAUUUCAGAAUUUAGGCGUACCACGCUAAAGUUCUACGAGAGGUCGCAAAUUUAAAAGAACAGAUGCGUUCUGCAGGAUUUUAUCGAUUGUCGACCUUCGUCUGCCUUAGCCAUGAGCCGUUGCAACACAUGUCCUGAUUGCGGGCUAAUGUCGUUGACUUAGUCCGAACUCGGGGACUUAUUUUGUAGCCGUGCGAGUGCAAUGGUCCCGUUUAGUUUGCAAACGAGUUAGAUUUGUUUGCGAUCGUUAAAGGCCUUACCGGUUUUGGUAUAGCUGCCUCUUCGUCCUUCAGCCUCUUGAUAUAAAUCAGCAGGUGUAGUCUGUAGUAGUAGUAGUAGUAGUAGUAGUAGUAGUAGUAGUAGUUGUUGUUGUUGUUGUUGUUGUUGUUGGCGUCCAGUCUUUGCUUACGUGCCCAUGCAUGCGCAUAAUGAGUCAGCCACAGUAGUGAGUUCGCACCUUACGUAACAUAUCUUACUAGGGCCCAUUAAGGUUCCUCGCUGCUCUAGUUUCAAACUACCGUAGUUCUCUAACGCGCACCAAAUGUGUGUUAGAUACGUAUCUCCAUUAAUAACCAACCACGAUAACUAAAAUUUAUAAGGAGGAUGAAGUCCAGUUAUUGUUGUUGCGCAGGUGGUUUCCCCCUCUCGACAAGAUCGACCAUUUAUAACUCAAAUUAGUGCACGCUGAACAUAACCUCCGAUUGUCUAAACCCCCUAGUAAGCCAUGGAUCGGUGAAGGGGUAUUGCAUGAGUCGGCAGGCCAGAGGGAUUGUUUACUGUAGCAGUUGAGCUUGAAGGUGGACCUCUUCCCCCACCUUUGCGGCUUCAGCAUCGUACUGGGCGACAACGCGGCUUUACUUGUUAGCGGUAACCAUUUUCCAUGUGUUACUUAAUAUCAGUGAUUUGUGACCGUUUCUUGACCAAUUGAAUUAUCACCCCUGAAAGUGUUACCGCUUCACGACUCGCAGCUGCGUAUUUAUAAGACCCGAGAGCCGGAUUAUUUAACAGCCGGCCUUCGCUGAAGACUGUCCCACUACUUGUGGACGUCUCAUGUAAUCCCUGGGUAGGCUAAUAGACAGGCUUUGUUUUCUUGGAGGUUCUCUCAUCUUAAAGGUCAUGCUAGAUUCAGAGGUCGAAGCGACGAACUUCGCCGACUGAUUUUGGUUGACUCGUCUGCCUUUUUGAGUACUGCCCAAAAAAUUCACCAGUCUCUGUAACACGUUGUCUGAAUCACACAUUCUAAUCCUGAAUUUGUGUAUUAGAGACGGAAACGUUUAACUUCUAUCCCCAACGAGGGGUGUCAAUUAAAGAACUGACGAUACGAUGAGUGAUGUCGUAGUAGCGAUCGAAUAUGUGAGAACUCGAGGAAGUCAGCCGGAUAAAAGCCUUGACGGAUGAUGUACCAGCAGUAGAAUUCAAGAAGCGUUCUCGGGAACUCCUCGAUGGUCUGGAUUGAGGGUAGAUUGUCUCCCUCAGCGCCCACUCUGCUAUUUUUGCAUUGCUUUAGUAAAGUUUAUUUUCACAUAUUAGGUCGCAUCGUCAUAAUUCUCUCCGAAUUACAUCAUCCUUCAUUUUUGCGGUUUUGGUCGAUGUUUCAAAGCACCAAUGCCUCGAUCGGUGCGGUUGGGGAGGGCUUUAUUAAUUCUAUCGGAACUUCAAAAACCUGUAGGAUUUCACUAACCCCCGUUUCAUUGACAGCACAUAUGCUGUCUAUCGUAAGAGUUUUGAUUACCGAUUGUUCGCCACCAUGCGCCUGCCCACGAGUCCCUUAGCUGACGCUCAUUCGCCAACUAGGCCGAUAGAUGUCGUAUUACUGCAGUAUGGGCUUUUGCCCUGCCGGCUACGGCCAAAGUACUCAAAUUACACGGGUCUUGUUUCUCGUAGAUAAAUGAUAGCGUGCUUUCGUGUAUUUAAUGAGGUCAAUCAAAGGGGGCACAGAGAGAAAACAAUGGCUUCUGACAUGUCUAGUGCGGCGAAGGACCGCUGCUGCUAGCGUUGGAGUUCUCUGCUCGGAAUUCAAUCAGUCAUCACAGUUGCCGCCUCGCAAGUCCGAAGCGGAGUAGGGGGGGGGGGAGGUGUGAACAGCAUACUGGCCAACAGUACUAGCGAUGGUAGAAUCUUGCUCUUAUGCUGGCCCUCACCCUUUCCGAGCAGCCACUCUUAAACUUACCUCUUCCAUCUUCCCACCUCUCUUUCCAGGCCGGUUCACCAAGCAACAGCGAACUCUGCAUGAUAUCUUGGUGCAGGUUCAACGCGACUGCCAGCAAGCCGCCAGUCCAGACGUCAGCCUCCAGGACCUGUACGACCUGAUGCUGCAACGGAUCUACAAAUACCUGUCCGAGGAAAAAAUUUUGCAGUCGAAUGCGUCUGCGGCGGUUUGACUCAUUUUCUCCUUGUCUUACCUCGAACCUUUGUGCUCCUAGAUGGCCCAGAAAAUUUGUCCGCACCACGUUGGCCAUUUUCUCGGGUUGGAUGUGCACGACACGCCGAGCAUUCCAUACAGUCGAAAAUUUCGACCAGGCAUGGUGUUCCCUCUGGAGCCCGGUAUAUACUUCCCCUCUGAGGGUUCGGACACCCUCCCCAUACGCACAGAAUUCAGCGGUCUCGGACUUCGACUAGAAGACGACUUCUUAAUGACGGUCGAGGGAAGGGCAGAAAAACUAACCAAGGAACUUUCAUCCGACGCUGGUGAUUUGGAGUCGUACGUAACCGGCUUAUCUACGGACUAA